UGUUGCAGCAGGGAGGUGAAAAAGAGGAUAAAAGGUAACACAUGAACAGUGACUCAAAUGAGAACACGACUCUUCAUCGGAGCAAACGCAGAUUUCAAGAUGACGUGUUUCCUUCUACUGGCGAUGUUGGUGGUGUGUGCUUCAGCUCUUGAAGAUCUGUCAGGAAAGAUGUUCACCUUCCCAGCGGAAACAAACUCCGAUCAUGUGAAGUUGAUCACGACGAAACAGAAUUUCGGUGUUGUAACCGUCUGUCACAGAUCCAUUACAGACCUCAAAAGAGACCACUCCCUGUUUUCUUUGGCCACCCCCUCUACUGCUAACGACUUCCUGAUUUUCUGGGAUGAAGGCAAACAAGAGGUUUCGCCCCAUAUCAGGGAUAAAAGGGUAGGGUUUGGAGGUUUCGACUACAAACCAAACACCUGGCACUCCAUCUGCAGCACAUGGGACUCUACGUUUGGAGUGGUGCAGGUGUGGGUCGAUGGACAACCUUCCAUUCGGAGAUUUAUCAGCUCUGGAUCAAACAUCAUUGGGCAACCUUCGAUUAUUUUAGGACAGGAACAAGAUUCUCACGGCAGUAGGUUUGACACUAAACAGUCUUUUGUUGGCAUGAUGUCUGAUGUCCACAUGUGGGACUACGCCCUGUCCGCCUGCGAAAUCCAGAACUACAUGAACAGCCAGAGCUUCACUCCAGGAAACGUGCUGAACUGGAGGGCGCUGGACUACAAAAUCGUUGGCAACGUGCUCAAAGAAAACCAAGACAUACUUUGUGACUUAACUUCCAAAAUGACGGCGGCGUAAGUGUCGGAGAAGGUGGCGAGUCAUAACUUUUAUGUUUCAUGUCCUGUAUAAAGGAUAAGUUACAAAUACUAACAACUUGUGUUGAAUCAUUAGCUUCUGGUGGAUGAGUUGAUUUCCUUAAGUCUCUUUCCCUUCAAUAAACAUAUGAAAGCAUUA
Cololabis saira (Pacific saury) is the source of this 954-nucleotide messenger RNA. Its product is annotated as C-reactive protein-like. The transcript has 5 exons. The record is from RefSeq and is a predicted model, not a curated record. Bases 58 to 798 code for a protein of 246 amino acids. Lineage: Eukaryota; Metazoa; Chordata; Actinopteri; Beloniformes; Belonidae.